GGUCGUUUAGGUUGUAUUCUUGUUGUAAUUUUUAUUUUAUUUCUCAAAAAUUUUAAAACUGGUGACUGAAAUCUAAGAAAAAAUGGGUCGGUCGCCAAGUCCGCGGCGGCGUGAGGACAGAGAUCGUCACAGGGAAAGAAGAGAUCGGGACAGAGACCGUGACCGUAGAAGACGUACUAGGUCAAGAUCACGCUCUUUAGACCGCAGAAGACGGUCUCCAGACCGCCGUAGAUCCCCCUCACCACGCCGCCGCCGGUCCAGAUCAGCAUCACCAACCUCAAGUUCAUUCGUUCCAAAACCAAAGAAAACAUUCGAGAGACCUAUCAUAACUCCUGCAGACCUCGAAGGAAAGUCUCCUGAAGAGCAGGAGAUGCUAAAAGUCAUGGGUUUCUGCGGAUUCGAUACAACAAAAGGUAUAAUCUCUACAAUAGCAGUCCGUCCAAGCAGUUCUUCCAAAAAUAAAUACCUUGCUGCUGCCUAAACGUUGGCGUUCUUGAUCAAUAUUAACAGACAUCAUAAACCGAAACGGACACUGGCCCAAGGCUGGCUAAUAAGGAAAUGAUAAGUAAGAUAGAGUUUAAAGAUUUUACCGUACACUUAUAAAAACACAAAAUGUAAAUUUCAACCAUAGAUGCAUAUGAAGGCUCUCAGAACCCAAAGAUCGGCUCGAGGCAUCCACUGUACUUUCUCAAUUUUGUUAUGGGUACCUACAUGCGAUUUUCCCAUAAAAAUAAUGACAGGAUCGUAUUCAUUGAAAUUUAAGAUUGGUGGUAUAUUAAUUCUGUUGAAAAAGGGUUUUUAAUUUCCAAAGGCAACUGUAGAAUUAUUAUUAAAUCAACCAAUGUUGAAUUUCGCCGAGGGUAUCACAUCAAGAAAAUCACUUCGAGGCAAAGUAACAUUGUACGGUUACCACUUAUGAUAAGCCAAAUAAAAAUUCAAAUGUAUAAUACAAAA
Messenger RNA from Hyposmocoma kahamanoa, 954 nucleotides. Its product is annotated as U4/U6.U5 small nuclear ribonucleoprotein 27 kDa protein-like. The coding region runs from base 83 to 481 and encodes 132 amino acids. The transcript has 3 exons. Gene Ontology annotation, biological process: RNA splicing. The record is from RefSeq and is a predicted model, not a curated record. Lineage: Eukaryota; Metazoa; Arthropoda; Insecta; Lepidoptera; Cosmopterigidae.